Molecule: messenger RNA, 204 nt
Organism: Protopolystoma xenopodis
Lineage: Eukaryota; Metazoa; Platyhelminthes; Monogenea; Polystomatidea; Polystomatidae
Source: the annotation of a GenBank genome assembly
AUGCCCUUCACGCCUGACCAACCUUUACGCAUGGCUCCUCCUGCUUCCGUCUCUGUUCAAGGGAUGGGUUUGCGUCUGGGUUCAUGUGAUGAUUUGUUUGAACAAUCCGCUCUGCUUCCUCCCGAGUCGCCUCCUCCGGUACACUCGUCACCCAAUUCCAGGAGUCUGUCCUCACCCUCGUUCUGCCAUGCCUACAGGGCGUAA